CCGCACCGCCUCCUCUCCGCACCGCCUCCUCUGCGCUGGGACCUCGGCAGAGCGAGCAGGGACCGCGGAGGGGAGUGAGACCCGGAUCAGGGCCCGUGGAUGCGGCGCUGGACGGACUGCAGCGGACCUCGCAGCGGCGGUGAACCCAGUGUGAUGCGGCCGUGUGAUGGGAGGAUCAGCCGGGCAGGAUGGGCAACAAACAGACAACCUUCACCGAUGAGCAGCUGGAGGCCUAUCAGGACUGCACCUUCUUCACCCGGAAAGAGGUCCUGAGGUUACAUGGCAGAUAUCGAGAGCUGGCUCCACAUUUAGUGCCGCUGGAUUUCACCAACAACCCCGACAUCAAGGUUCCUCUGACCCUCAUCGUCACCAUGCCUGAACUGAAGGAGAACCCGUUCAGGGACAGGAUCGUGGAGACGUUCUCCGAGGACGGACACGGGAACCUCAGCUUCAACGACUUCGUGGACAUGUUUUCUGCUCUCUGUGAGACGUCACCCAGAGAGCUCAAGACCAUAUACGCCUUCAAGAUCUACGACUUUAACAGGGACAACUUCAUCUGUAAGGAGGACCUGAGGAAGACUCUGAACAAGCUGACCAAAGGAGAGCUCACACCGGAGGAGGUCACUCUGGUGUGUGAUAAAGCCGUCGAGGAGGCCGACCUCGACGGAGACAGCAAGCUCUCAUUCAGCGACUUCGAGAACAUGAUCUCAAAGGCUCCGGACUUCCUGAGUAACUUCCACAUACGAAUAUGAGACUCUGCUGAGAUCCUGAAAGACGACAGAUGUCUCACUUUGACCCUGUUUCCUGAUCCGACCGGUCUUCACCUUCCAGACUCCACCUGAACCUCAGACCCACCUCGACUCAGUGCCUGUCCUUUCUAUCACCGUUGGAGACCUGACACAGAGGCUGGUCUGGAUCCACAGAAGCACAGGCUUUUUCUUGCCAAUUCAGCCUCUUGCAGUUGGCGAGGACGCUCAGAGAGAAAGCUGUUAGUGCAUGAAACUUUAAUUAAUUAUAAACAGUUUGGGGCUGAUUUUAUACACGAGAGCUCUGAUGUCUCCUCUGGACUCGGUGGCUCUUCUGGACUCGUGCGGAGACGCUGCAGGAGAAACCGUACAGGGCUUUUCUGACUUCAGUGCUUUGCAGAAAGGCCGAUCAGACUCUUAAAAAGCACAGUUUUAAAGGGCCACACAGUGAAGAGCUAUGCAAUCUUUCUUCAUACAGUGCAUGUUGUAAAUGCUUCUAGUCGUGUUCUUCUAUUUUUAUGCGUGCUGUAGUGAGACGUCCUGGUGCAUAACGACAAUCAUAGUAAACUGUAGUUCAGUUGCUGGAAGGGCUCUCUGUCUGUAAACUCUCACUGGACAGAAACCUUCUGUGGAGAAAAUCCAAUAAAAGAUUUUUCUGUUG
This is a messenger RNA of Dicentrarchus labrax (European seabass), 1407 nucleotides long. Its product is annotated as calcium and integrin-binding family member 2-like. Gene Ontology annotation, molecular function: calcium ion binding. The coding region runs from base 189 to 752 and encodes 187 amino acids. The transcript has 6 exons. The record is from RefSeq and is a predicted model, not a curated record. NCBI's taxonomy places the organism in Eukaryota, Metazoa, Chordata, Actinopteri, Moronidae.